Brassica napus (rape) is the source of this 702-nucleotide messenger RNA. RefSeq names its product COX assembly mitochondrial protein 2. NCBI's taxonomy places the organism in Eukaryota, Viridiplantae, Streptophyta, Magnoliopsida, Brassicales, Brassicaceae. The transcript is spliced from 4 exons. The record is from RefSeq and is a predicted model, not a curated record. Gene Ontology annotation, cellular component: mitochondrion. The coding region runs from base 238 to 525 and encodes 95 amino acids.
AAAAGAAAGUUGUGGGGCUGAAACGUGAUGUGGGCAUUCAGAGUACGUCGGUGGAUCUUAGCUCCGGUAGCCCUAGUCCGGCAAAGACGCCUCCGAUCAUGGAACGGUCACUGAAACGACACGUGGAAUCUAAUGAUUCGCCAGUGGAAUUUAAUCUCAAACUAGAAGGUCAACAAGAGUCUUCUUCAACGAACCCGCUUGAUCGGAGAAAACAGCUCAGAAGGUCCGUCGUCGUCAAUGGGGAGCUAUGUGGAGCAAGCUCGUGAGAAUCACGUCAAGAAGAAGGUCGAAGAAGCGCUGCGUAGCAAGAUGAAGGCAAAGGCAUUAAACGAAUGUGAUCAGUACGUCUCCAAGUAUGCUGAAUGCGCCACCGGAAGAACCUUCUCUGUUGUGUGGACAUGUCGUAAGCAAGCUAAAGAGCUCAACACUUGCCUCCAUCAGUUCACCAAUGACAAAGUGUUGGAAGAAAUGAAGAGAGAGUACAUGAUUCAAGAAGAGGGAAAAAUCUCAGCGUCCACCGCAUAAUUGAUUUGAGUCGGACCAGUAUAAAGUGGUCGCUUUGUUUCUUGUUGAUUAUGGACCAGAAAGAUCCUCCUUGUAAUGGAUGCUUUUUUAUAAAAACUGAGUAUUGACUCUGGCCUUUCUACAAUAAGGGUGGUUUACUCACUAUAAGAAAAGUAAAAGAUUUUGUUUGUAGUUCCA